This is a messenger RNA of Aureobasidium subglaciale EXF-2481, 2440 nucleotides long. RefSeq lists its product as uncharacterized. Gene Ontology annotation, cellular component: ubiquitin ligase complex; mitotic spindle pole body; cytosol. Gene Ontology annotation, biological process: mitotic spindle assembly checkpoint signaling; protein ubiquitination; negative regulation of septation initiation signaling. Bases 325 to 2121 code for a protein of 598 amino acids. The transcript has 2 exons. Lineage: Eukaryota; Fungi; Ascomycota; Dothideomycetes; Dothideales; Saccotheciaceae. Gene Ontology annotation, molecular function: ubiquitin protein ligase activity; protein binding. The record is from RefSeq and is a predicted model, not a curated record.
CUAGAAGGCAGCAUCAAUGCGCCAUCGAAAGCGUUGUUGCAUUGACUGUAUGUGACCAUGUCACUAUUGCCAGGAGCAUAUGCGAGCGCGGCACACUCUCCUUCUUCCCUUCUUCCCUCGCCCUUGGUGCCCUCUGCUUAUUGCUCCUUCCCCAUCCUCUCGGCAAGGACUCGAUUACCGUGACUUCCGGCGUCCAGCACUCGACAAGCGUGAUCGCCGACGGCAGUGACAUAAUAGAGGCGCCCCCAAAGUGUAUCCGUAUAGUAUCGAGUAGACGAAAGCCCCUGCCCGAGUCUCUUCUUCCUGUCUCAAUUCUCGCACACCAUGUUUGGCAACAAUUAUUCACCCGCUGCAGCGUCGCUGUCGACCGUUUCCUCGGCUGCAAACUCGCCCGCUGCUCCCAUCACGCCCGCUUCCCCAACUCGUCCUUCCCGGCUCCGCGGUCUUUCGUAUCUGCGCAGUUAUACCCACAACCACCUGCACUCCAACUCCACAACCUCUCCGCAAUCAACUCAGCCUGCCAAUCUCUCGACCCCCGCAUCGCAAUCUCGUCCAUUGACCCUCAGCCGGAGUACCAGCUCUCCUGCCCGCAGCGCACCCGAGACGCCAUCGACCCCGCCGCUGCGUAGUGAUACCACCGCCAACGGUUGGGUCCCUACUGUCGCCGGCCAGAGUGCUCUGUCCAGGCUCGCAACCCAGCCUCAGUCCACUCAAGCCGAUUCGCCUACUUCAAACAUGUCGCGUGCACGUGCUGCCACUAUCACUCAGGACCUUCGGACCGCCGACACCUCCUCGAAUCCCUCUGCUGCUCCUUCUAUCGAAACCGAGCCUGCCGCUCCUGCUGCUUCGACAGAGCCGGUCGCUGCUCCCGCACAAGUCGCUCCAAGCGACAAGAAAGAAGCCCCCUCGAUUCGUUUUAUCCCCCAUCAUGAACCCCGUGCUUCAAGACCCUCUCUCACGUUUCCCAUCGUCACUCGUACUAUUGCCGCUGCAGGUCAGCGUGUAAAAGUCGGCAGAUACUCGGAGAGAGACCAGGCUGCCGACGGAGCAGCCAGUGCAAAGACGGCGGCCCCUGUUGGCUUCAAGAGCAAAGUCGUCAGUCGUAGACACUGCGAGUUGUGGUGUGACAAUGGCCAAUGGUUCAUCAAGGACGUCAAGAGUAGUUCCGGCACCUUCCUGAACCACGUGCGCCUAAGUAGUCCCGGAAUGGAGAGUCGCGCCUACCCACUCAACGACGGUGAUAUCGUGCAGCUGGGCAUUGACUUCAAGGGUGGAGAGGAAGUCAUUUUCCGCUGUGUCAAGAUUCGUAUCGAGUGCAAUAGGGGCUGGCAGAAGAGUCUCAAUCAGUUCAACACCGCAACCCACAAGAAUAUUCUAAAACAGGCAAAGGUCAACAACGCCAAGGACAGCGACGCUCAAUCUACCCACAGCUCCGAAUGUUCUAUCUGCUUGAAUCCGGUUGCUCCCUGUCAGGCUCUCUUCGUCGCCCCCUGCUCACACGUUUGGCACUAUAAAUGCGUUCGCACUCUUAUAUACCCUAGCUGGCCCAGCUUCCAAUGUCCCAACUGUCGUGCAUAUGCCGACCUGGAAGCCGACGUCGAGCCUCCGGAAGAAGAGUACGAAAGUGAAGAUGUCGAUGACGCACCCAAAGCCUCGGAUAUUGAGCAGCCAAAAUCACCGGCACCGGAAGCACUCCCAGCAAUCGAGUCUGGUGGCCUCGAAGAUGAAGACUUGACAGCUAUGAUGAACAACGUCUCAAUAGAUGCCGCGUCGGCAUCGCAAAACUUAUCGGGCACAGAUUCAAGCUCGGAGAACGAAGCCGGACCCUCGCAAGGUUCCAUAUCACAGCCUGUUCCUAUAAUUGCAUCGACGAACGCACCAGUAAAUAUGCAUUUGUCAGACUCGAUCAUGGCACGAUCGGCCACGCCAACUUCAUCGAUGCCCUUUGCGCUAGCUGCAGUCACUCUUGGACCUAUGGGUGAUGGACAAAAUACGCCCAUGAACGACGCCGGGCCAUUCGUCUUUGAUAACAACUCACGGCGUGCCACGGCACAACGAAGCGUUGCAGAUAUAGCUCGGGAACCUGUUCACGAGCAACCAGAAGAGCAUCUCGCACAAUGAGCCUUGCUGUCGCCCUCUUCUAUCAUAUUGCUUCCGUGGCCUCGUUCGGAGGUUUGAACAUACUUAAUUUACAUUUGUUGGCAAAGCAUGUCGUAUAUAUCUUCUUGUCAUUAGUUGACAUGGCUUUCGUCGUUACAUAUUCUUACUUUAGCGAGCUUCUACAUGGUCCGGGUGGAGGAGUAAGCAGGCUGAACAAAAUCCGGUCUUGGAGGAAAGUACCCACCAGGGAUGCACCCUAUAUGCUGCUGUCAUUAUUGACGUUGCUUGACAUUUGAGGCCCAUCUAUCUGUGUUUUGCAGUGUGCAAGGUUUACUCCCAA